Molecule: messenger RNA, 2174 nt
Organism: Papaver somniferum (opium poppy)
Lineage: Eukaryota; Viridiplantae; Streptophyta; Magnoliopsida; Ranunculales; Papaveraceae
Product: probable nucleolar protein 5-2
Exons: 10
Coding region: 161-1810 (549 amino acids)
Cellular component (GO): small-subunit processome; box C/D methylation guide snoRNP complex
Molecular function (GO): snoRNA binding
Source: RefSeq, a predicted model, not a curated record
UAGGUCUGACCUGGGCAGGGGCAUCUUAAAACUAUUAAAACCUCAAACCUACUUCUCUUCGGAAAGAACAAAACGGAAAAACACCAUUAGCAGCUGCCUCCGCUGCUAUCAUCUUCUUAAGAAAGAGAAGAACGCUACUGAUGUUGCAGAGAGGAAAAAAAUGUUAGUUUUGUUUGAAACUCCAGCAGGGUUUGCCCUGUUUAAGGUUCUAGAUGAAGGAAAGCUAGAUCAAGUUGAGGAUUUGUGGAAGGAUUUCUCUACAUCAGAUUCAGCUAGAAAGAUUGUAAAGUUGAAAGCUUUUACAAAGUUUGAAAACACCGCUGAGGCGUUGUCAACUGCUACAUUACUUAUUGAUAGCAAGCCAAGCAAGGGUCUUCGUAAGUUCUUGAAAGCUCAUUGCGACGGAGAAAAAUUGGGAGUAGCUGAUUCCAAGCUUGGAAAUGCCAUUAAGGAGAAACUGCAAAUUGAUUGCGUGCAUGAUAAGUCUGUGAUGGAGCUGAUGAGAGGUGUCAGAAGCCAGUUGUCUGAACUUAUUUCUGGUCUUGGUGUUCAAGAUUUAGCUCCAAUGAGUUUGGGUUUGUCUCACAGCUUGUCUAGAUACAAGCUUAAGUUCAGCCCAGAUAAGGUGGAUACCAUGAUCAUUCAAGCUAUUGGUUUGUUGGAUGAUCUUGACAAAGAGCUUAAUACAUAUGCUAUGAGGGUUAGGGAAUGGUACGGAUGGCACUUUCCAGAACUUGCAAAGAUUGUAUCUGACAAUAUCUUGUAUGCUAAAGCCGUGAAGCUGAUGGGAAACCGUACAAAUGCUGCAGACCUAGAUUUCUCCGAGGUUUUACCAGAAGAGAUUGAGACUGAACUGAAAGAGGCAGCUGUCAUCUCUAUGGGAACCGAGGUCAGUGAAUUGGAUCUGAUAAAUAUCAAGGAGCUCUGUGAGCAAGUGUUGUCUCUUUCCGAAUAUAGGGCCCAACUCUACGAUUACUUGAAAAGCAGAAUGAACACCAUUGCCCCAAAUCUUACUGCCCUUGUUGGAGAGCUUGUUGGAGCUCGUCUCAUAGCUCAUGGUGGUAGCUUGUUAAACCUUGCUAAGCAACCUGGAAGCACUAUCCAGAUUCUUGGUGCAGAGAAGGCCCUCUUUAGAGCUCUUAAGACUAAACAUGCUACACCCAAAUACGGGCUUAUCUACCAUGCUUCGUUGAUUGGUCAAGCUGCUGCUAAACUCAAGGGAAAGAUAUCUAGAACUCUGGCAGCCAAAAGUGUGUUGGCCAUCAGAUGCGAUGCUCUGGGAGACGGCCAAGAUAACUCCAUGGGUCUGGAGAAUCGUGCCAAGCUUGAAGUACGGUUGAGGAAUCUCGAGGGUAAAGAACUUGGUCGUUCUGCUGGAUCCACUAAAGGCAAGGCCAAGAUUUCAGAAUAUAACAAGGACCGGAAGAAGGAUACAGGAGCUCUCGUAACUCCUGCACAGACGUACAAUUCCUCAGCUGACGCAGUACUAGGAACACCAGCACCUUUGGAAGAUUCUGAUGUAAAGAAGAGGAAACAAGUAGAGACUGAGGAACCAGCUGCUGAGGUGGGAGAGAAGAAAGAUAAAAAAAAGAAGAAGAAGAAAGAGGAGGUUGAGGAGAUAGAGGUGGAAACACCUAAGAAAGAAAAGAAGAAGAAACGUAAGGCUGCUGAAGCUGAACAAAAUGUCGAACAAGAAGAUGGGGAAGCAAAGAAAAAGAAGAAGAAGAGAAAGCAUGAGGAAGAAGACGAGGCAGAAGCUCAAAGUCAGAAAAAAGACAAAAAGAAAAAGAAGAAGAAGAGCGAUGCUUGAUUUUAAGGUAUGAUUGUUCUGGAAGAAAUGAUCUGUAUUGAUCCGGAGAUCUAUCAGACUAUCAUCUUUACUGUAGUCCCUGUCGGCUUUGUUUACCAGGAAGGUCUUUUUCUUUUGCAUCAAAAGCUGGAAAAGAAUGUAUAAAUGAGAUCUCUUUUGUUUUGCUUUUCACAUGUUGAGAGAGGAAUGGUUUCUUUAUUUUAUUUUUUUGUUCAGAUAGUUAAUGUUAUGAAACCAUUCUCUUUAGUGUUUAGAGGAAGUAGGUAUUAGUUGAUUAACACUAAGAGAAUGUAUAACUUAUUGAGAUUUGCUAGCAUAUAUAAUUAUAAAUUUAGUCGAUGAUAUUAAAUUUAGUGAAGUUCAG